Molecule: messenger RNA, 893 nt
Organism: Nicrophorus vespilloides
Lineage: Eukaryota; Metazoa; Arthropoda; Insecta; Coleoptera; Silphidae
Exons: 5
Coding region: 20-760 (246 amino acids)
Source: RefSeq, a predicted model, not a curated record
AGUGCGGAGAGUUGCUUUUAUGAUGCAUACAUUUACAGUUGUUUUGUUGCUGACAUGCUAUUGUGCAUCAGUUUACAGCAGUUUUCCAUCCGACAUCGAAAAAUGUAAAAUGACAGAUCCUAAUUUGAAUGAAUGUAUGAGGGAGCAAGCAGAGAAAGUACUCCACAAAUAUGCUAAAAGUGGAUUAAAGGACAUUGGAUUAAUCAUGGUUGAUCCUUUGGAAAUUACUGAAUUGUCAGCAACUGGCGGUGGUAGCGCCAAUUUGGAUCAAACCUACAAGAACAUGAAAAUUUACGGAAUGUCAUCUACGUAUGUAGAAAAGUUCGACAUCGAUUUUGACAAGUGCGAAAUAGAGGCGAUCGGCGGAUCGGAUGUGAUUAAUGUACUCGCUGAUUAUACAUUGAAAGGCCAAUUGCUGGUAUUUCCAAUCAAUAGCCAAGGAAAAUCAAAUUUCACACUAAAGAAUUCCAAAAUGAAGCAUAACUUGAAGUGCGAGAAAAUCAUGAUCGGCGGAAACGAACAUUUGAACAUCACAGACUUUAAGACGGAGUUUAUCCAAUACGACAUCGAACUCUAUUUCGAUAAUCUCCUUGCUGGAAACACAGAUAUCAGCAACGGAAUCGCCAAUGUUCUGAAAGAAAACUCUAAUGAAAUAUUUACGGAGGUGAAACCUUCGCACGAAGAAGCAUACGCUAUUCUGUUUAAACGCAUCUUCAAUAACGUAUUUAAGAAAGUUCCAUUGAAAGAGCUAUUUGCUUAAUAUCAUAUUGAUGAAUAGAUAAUUAAAUUACAUAUCAUUUUUAGUUUGAAAGUGAAUUUUUAGUUUAUUUAAGAUGAAAGCUUUUGUACUGUGUGUAAAUAAAUUAACUAAUGUAUGCAUUAUUUAUUUCUUU